GGCUACGCAAACCCUCAGCAGAAGGCUGCAGGCAUUCACACACGCCUGUACAGUCGAGCCUUCAUCAUCGAUGAUGGGGGGCGGAGACUUGUGUUCGUCACCGCAGACGUGGGAAUGAUAUCACAGAGACUUCGGCUGGAGGUGCUGCAGGCGUUGCACCUGAAGUUCGGGGACGUGUAUCGUCAGGAGAACGUGGUUCUCAGUGGAACUCACACUCACUGUGGACUGGGCGGAUUCUUCCAGUACACGCUGCUUAUGAUCAGCAGCAGCGGUUACAUCAGAGAGUCCAUCAAACCACUAGUGGACGGUAUCGUCAGGAGCGUCGACAUCGCUCAUCGUAACCUGAAACCAGGAAGAAUUUUCAGGAACACAGGAAACAUCGACGACAGCAGCGUCAACAGAAGUCCUCACUCUUACAUGAGAAACCCACAGGACGAGAGACACCGGUACACAGAGAGAAGGGGGGCAUUUUUGUUAAAUCUGUUUUUCUUCUCAUAAAACCACACCAAACCUCAUA
This is a messenger RNA of Solea senegalensis (Senegalese sole), 517 nucleotides long. Its product is annotated as neutral ceramidase-like. Gene Ontology annotation, cellular component: extracellular region. Gene Ontology annotation, biological process: ceramide catabolic process; sphingosine biosynthetic process; long-chain fatty acid biosynthetic process. The transcript has 3 exons. The record is from RefSeq and is a predicted model, not a curated record. Gene Ontology annotation, molecular function: N-acylsphingosine amidohydrolase activity. The coding region runs from base 115 to 498 and encodes 127 amino acids. NCBI's taxonomy places the organism in Eukaryota, Metazoa, Chordata, Actinopteri, Pleuronectiformes, Soleidae.